CUAUACGAAGACCUCCGUCACGAAAAACUAGAGCUCCGCACCCCCGCAGAGGUUCUUCCCCGUAUCCUCGGCACAUCGCAUGUGCACAACACCGAACUGCCUAUCCGCAUUGACGUCAACGCACGCUGGUGGUUCCAGUUACUGUGGUGGAUCGUCGUCUCUGAGCUCACGUCAAUCGAUCCCGAUCAAUACCUGUGUCUGUAUGCGCAUGACAAGCAUGUUGGUGCGACAAAUCAUCUCCUGUCGUUAGGAGACCGCACCCAUAGUCCUUCCCUGGACCAUGCACUCGGCUUCGACGUGCCUUCCUUGCUGUUCUUUCGCGCCGUCCUGGACCCCAGCACCCCUUCCAUCAGUCUCGAUUGCAUACCUCAUCAUCGCCUUGAAGACCUCAUACGCAAGCUUCAAGCAUCCCUGAAGUCUGGGCAAUCUGUCGCUCUCGGUCUUACCGCACGGAGUCCUGCCUCUCAAAAGAGUUUCUGGACCGAUUCGACCAUUCUCACUGCCAUCCCGUUUCUACCCCGCUCCCGUCUCGAGGGAUGUCAGCGCACGACUACUCCCUUGUUUGCGUCCGUGCACGCUAUCCUCCGGCUCUUGACGACUGGCCCCACGCCUUUGACGAUCGACAUAGCGAGGAAUGUCUCUUCAGAGUACUCCGACUUUCUGCGCGACCACACGGAUCAACUGGAGAACGACCCAGAGCUGAGACAACGGAUCGUCGAGGGAUUAGGGAGACAGGCAUGGGUUGAAGAGAGGCUUUGUGCAUCUUGGGAGGCGGCGUUGGUUGACUUGGGCUUCCUUGAAAGCUGGGUGAUUAUC
Molecule: messenger RNA, 816 nt
Organism: Epithele typhae
Lineage: Eukaryota; Fungi; Basidiomycota; Agaricomycetes; Polyporales; Epitheliaceae
Exons: 2
Source: RefSeq, a predicted model, not a curated record